This is a messenger RNA of Ruditapes philippinarum (Manila clam), 549 nucleotides long. Its product is annotated as P2X purinoceptor 7-like. The record is from RefSeq and is a predicted model, not a curated record. Lineage: Eukaryota; Metazoa; Mollusca; Bivalvia; Venerida; Veneridae. The transcript has 3 exons. Bases 1 to 549 code for a protein of 182 amino acids.
AUGGAUUUCUCUGACGAAUCGGAACUUUAUGAGGACGAUGUCCAUGAAAUACUACCGUAUAUGUUUGAACCAAGAAUUGAAAUCCAGAAUCAGGAAGCAGAGCAGAGCGAGUCUGACUCUGACUCUUCUGACAACAGUUCUGAUGAUUCUUACAUCGGAAACUUAGAUGAUUGGUGUGAAUGUGGAUGUUGUGUUAACUUGCCUUCAGCCAAUGGGAGGAAGUGCUGCCAAUCGACAAACAUUGUUGAUGGGAAGGCAGAGGCAGAAGGGGUACCCUGCAUCACCCUUCAUGAGAAGUUCCAGGUAAACUGCCUGAACAUCCAUGUGUUGGAAACCUCCUAUUACGAGUUUGUUCAUGACCAUGGGCCAAGAGAAGAAAAUCAGGAAAUUCAUGAGUUGUAUCGAUACCUUGCCUACAGGCAUUUUACCAGAUGGGUCUACGGAUUACUUUCAAAGAAGUGUAGGCGCGUUAUUCCUUCAUGUGCAGUCAACGCCAUAAGAACACAGUUCCCUUCAGAGCAAUACAGUGGGUUUCAAUACCCACAAUAG